AUGUUGCUUCCACCCCUGCAUCUUCUUAUUCUCGCAGCUGGUUCUGCUCAGCUCUGUGCUGGUCACACAGCUUUCACCAAUUUCUUUGUAGACGGCCAGAAUCAGGGCGAUGGUGUCGCUGUUCGCAUGAGCAAUAACCCAGGACAUGCAACUUUUCCUAUUCAAGGAAUUACAAGCCCCGAGAUGGCAUGCGGAGUGAACGGUGAAAAGGGGGUUGCACGAGUUGCUUCUACUAAAGCAGGAUCUAAAAUUACUUUCGAAUGGCGUGACUACCCGGACGGGUCCCAGCCAGGCGCUAUAGACAAGAGCCAUAAAGGUUCAUGCGCGGUCUACAUGAAGAAGGUCGAAAACGCUGCAGCUGACAACAAUGCUGCCGGAGACGGCUGGUUCAAAAUCAUGGAGUACGGACAAGAACCCCCUGAUCCUCAAUUUUACAUUGGAUGUGCUCAAAUCUUUUUGUCUUCAAGCGGCAACAGCCAGCCAAAGGAUCAUGUCUUCAUUCCAGGCUAUGUGGACCUGAAAACCCCUGCCAUGACCUACAAUGUCUGGCAGGAGCCUCUGAAGCCAUUUACUGAACCUGGCCCAGCCGUGUACACAGGCUCUGAGAGUGCUUCACGCCUCAGGACACGGGCUAUGCAACAAGAUUAUGGACUUAAGCCAGCGAAUUGUGUCAUGCAGAACGCGAAUUGGUGUGGCUUCACGCCUCCAACCUAUACUGAUCAGGAUGGAUGUUGGGCGGCUUCGAAAAACUGCUCUGCACAGACUCAGACAUGCUACACGUCCGCUCCACCGACGGGAAGCAAGAACUGCAAGAACUGGGAUGCCUAUUGCACUGAUAUUCGGAGUCAAUGCAAUGCAAAGAACUAUCAAGGUCCACCAUCAUGUGGUGCCCACAUGCCCAAUAAGCCAGGCGCAUUAACCGGCGGAGCUGUUUCUGCACACGACGCAACAACAUCAGCAACCACUCAGUCUGCGGAUGUAGGCUCUACCAAUGGUUCUACAUCAUCAUACUCUCCCCAGUCAAGCAGCACAACUGACUCACUUCCGAAAGGAUACUCUGGUGCCCCAUUGGUACCUGUAGCCAUGCCAGUUGCGUCAGGGGCUGGGGCUGUCACUGCUAGUGGGAAUAACUCCGACGGUGGGUCGAUCGACGAGUGUGGUAGUAGAGGCGGCCAGACUUGCAAGGCUGGAAUGUGCUGCUCUUCGCACGGGUAUUGUGGCACGACUCUGGAGUACUGUGCCGCGAAUGUGAUGGCCGAGGGGGCGCAGGGGCCAGACGUACAGAAUCUCUCCAGUAAUUGGCGGAGGUUACAAGACACCCUUUCGAAAAAUGGUAGUAAACGAAAAAGGGAUGCACCUGAAGAAGUUUCUCACCCCAUAGCAAAUGGUGCAAAGCGCCAGAAAAGCAAGGGACCGAGAGCUAAAGGCGCAUCUCAACAAAUCCAGAGAAACUUCCAGAAUUUGAACAUGGAUAAGAGGGCAUCGCCAUUACCCGCAGCUUCAGCUUCGCUCGCUCUUUGGGCCAAGGACAACCAGAUUUCACCGAGAGAUCUUGCGGCCGCUUACGGCACCUCACUGCAGACGACGGCCUUACCUGAAUUGAGCAGAGAGCAAGUGAGGGUCAACGAGGGUCUUGCACGAGAUAUCGAAGUGGGUAGAUAUCUCGCCAUUGAUUGUGAGAUGGUGGGAGUGGGACCGAAUCCAGACAAAGAAUCAGCGUUAGCAAGGGUCUCGAUCGUCAACUACCAUGGUCAACAGCUGUACGACUCCUUCGUCCAGACUAAGGAGACAGUGACAGACUACAGAACGCAUGUAUCCGGAGUGACACCGAAAUUGCUCCAAACUGGGCGAACACUGGAACAGGCACAGCAAGACGUUGCCAGCUUGAUCGAUGGAAGGAUACUUGUCGGCCAUGCGUUACGCAACGAUCUCGAUGCACUCCUACUAGGCCAUCCAAAACGUGACAUCAGGGAUACUAGCAAACUUUCGGUGUUUCGACAAGUGUCUGGAGGACGAACUCCAAGCCUGAAAAGAUUGGCUAAAGAGCUGCUACAUAUGGAUAUUCAAGGAGGAGAACACUCCAGCACUGAAGAUGCAAGAGCGACGAUGCUACUGUUCAGAAGAGAGAAGGCAAGCUUUGAGAAGGAGCACAUGGCUAAGUGGGGCUCUGCUUGGACGGUUGGAGGAAGCGAGGCAAUGAAUGGGACUACGACUAAACGAAAGAGUCAGAAAUCGAAAAAGAGGAAGGCCAAAAAAUGA
Bacidia gigantensis is the source of this 2259-nucleotide messenger RNA. RefSeq lists its product as uncharacterized. The record is from RefSeq and is a predicted model, not a curated record. The transcript has 6 exons. Gene Ontology annotation, biological process: rRNA processing. The coding region runs from base 1 to 2259 and encodes 752 amino acids. NCBI's taxonomy places the organism in Eukaryota, Fungi, Ascomycota, Lecanoromycetes, Lecanorales, Ramalinaceae. Gene Ontology annotation, molecular function: chitin binding; 3'-5' exonuclease activity; nucleic acid binding.